Molecule: messenger RNA, 1386 nt
Organism: Laetiporus sulphureus 93-53
Lineage: Eukaryota; Fungi; Basidiomycota; Agaricomycetes; Polyporales; Laetiporaceae
Product: monocarboxylate permease
Exons: 8
Coding region: 1-1386 (461 amino acids)
Biological process (GO): transmembrane transport
Cellular component (GO): fungal-type vacuole membrane
Molecular function (GO): transmembrane transporter activity
Source: RefSeq, a predicted model, not a curated record
AUGUCGCGGACACAGACCGAGUUUCCGUCGCCUUCUGUGAUUUACCCUCCGUCCACGACGUUGAAUUUCGAUCAGGAGAAGGAGAAUGAGGCGAUCGUAGAAGAUGCGCCGAGCAAUACAGCACCAUUACCGCCUGCGUCAGAUUUUCCAGAGGGAGGGCUGCGCGCGUGGUCGGUUGUAUGUGGUGGCUUCUUUGCUUUCAUCGCCACAUUUGGCGUGACGAAUUCAUAUGGCGUCUUCCAGGAUUAUUAUUCAGCGAACUUGCUACAACAUUCAUCAUCGUCAACGAUUGCGUUGAUCGGCGCUAUCCAGCUGUUUUUCCUGUACGGUGGGGGUCCUAUCGUAGGCAGGAUAUAUGAUGCGUAUGGCACAAGGGUUCUCAUCCCUCUGGGAUCUGUAAUAAUCGUCUUCUCGCUAAUGAUGGUCUCAUUAGUACAACCAGAUAAGCCAUACCAGCUGUUCCUCGCACAAGGCAUAUUGUUUGGCCUCGGGCUGGCUUGCAUAUUCAACCCAGCACUCGCUGUCGCAGGCCAUUGGUUCAAACGAAAGCGAGCGUACGCGAUAGGCGUCAUUGCGUCCGGCAGCUCGAUCGGCGGCGUAUUCUUUCCGAUCAUGCUGCAGCGCCUCAUACCGAGCGUGGGGUUCCCGUGGGCCGUGCGGGCCAUGGCAUUUGUCUGCCUCGGGUGUCUGACGAUAGCAACGCUAACCAUCCGCACGCGACUCCCGCCGUCCAGGAAUAUCACGCUGAGAGGCUUGGUCGACCUCGAGGGCUUUCGCGAUUGGAAAUAUGUAUGUGCGUCAAUAGGUGCUUUCCUGGUGUUCUAUGCCGUUUUCACCCCGUACUUCUACAUCCAAAUCUAUGCAAAUAUGCAAGGCGUACCAAAUAGUCUUGCCAUAUACCUGCUGCCGAUCAUCAAUGCGUUUGGCACGCCAUCGCGGAUUAUCCCUGGUAUCAUGGCCGAUAAAUGGGGAUGCCUCAAUGUGCUCGUUCCAUCGACGUUGAUUGCGAGUAUAUUCACGCUCGCCCUCUGGCUCCCGGCUCGUAGCGCCGCGUCGAUCACUGCGUAUGCAGCGAUGUAUGGUCUCUUUACAGGAGCAUUCGUUACCCUCCUACCUGCAUACAUCUACACCAUCUCCCCGAUUGAAGUGUACGGAGCGCGACUGGGAUCGAUGUACCUGCUUGUAGGGAUUGCCAAUCUUGUUGGCACGCCGACCGCUGGGGCUUUCCUGAGCACGGUGGACCAGUCGGGCUUCAACGGGCUCAUCAUAUUUACCGGUGUGCUCAUGGCGGCCGGGUCGUUGAUACUGGGCAUGGUUGGUGUCGUGACUGAGAUGCAGAAGCGGCGAGAAGCGGCGGCUUUGGAAACGGCAGAGCAGAAGGCAUGA